Molecule: messenger RNA, 1808 nt
Organism: Ricinus communis (castor bean)
Lineage: Eukaryota; Viridiplantae; Streptophyta; Magnoliopsida; Malpighiales; Euphorbiaceae
Product: alcohol dehydrogenase-like 7
Exons: 11
Coding region: 466-1617 (383 amino acids)
Biological process (GO): formaldehyde catabolic process
Cellular component (GO): cytosol
Molecular function (GO): S-(hydroxymethyl)glutathione dehydrogenase [NAD(P)+] activity; zinc ion binding
Source: RefSeq, a predicted model, not a curated record
UAUUCCCGUGCGUAAACUGUAAAGUCUCCUGUCAGCUUAAAUUGUGUGAUUUUUUUUAAUUUUUUUUUUCUAAAUUUAAUUCAGUGGCAUUGAUUUGUUUUCAGUCCAUUUUUUUAUAUACAAUGCGAAUCUUUCGAAUGCACUCCUUCAAAAAGAAAGAAAAGGAAUCUUUCUAAUGCAUAAUUAAUUAACUCAGAUACUGGCAAAAGAACUGGACUCUUGAAAAGCAUGCACAUAAGAUUCAAUCGUAUAUUAUUAUAUUAAAGAGACCAGUUUUGGCGGCAUCCUUGGAUAGCACAGGCGAGAUCCUGCUGAAAUGAAGGAGAUACUAAGAGAGCCCAGAGAGGAGCCAUUGAAAAUAUAAACGGGACAAAACUUACUCCGCUACCAACCACGUCCAGCCAAAUUGUCAAAACAAAGGAGAGCGCAUCACACACACCGUCUAUCAUCUGCUAUCCUGCAGCAAUGGCGAGCCGUAAUUUAUCCAGCGUUGGAACUCCAAUUCGGUGUAAAGCUGCGGUUUGUCGUAAACCAGGAGAGCCUCUUGUUAUAGAGGAGAUAUUGGUGGCUCCGCCUAAUCGUCACGAAGUACGAAUUCAGAUUAUUUGCACUUCUCUCUGUCAAAGUGAUAUUACUUUCUGGAGACUUAAGGACUUUCCUGCUGUUUUUCCACGAAUUCUCGGCCAUGAGGCUGUAGGGGUUGUAGAGAGUGUAGGGGAGGAUGUAAAGGAGUUCAAGGAAGGUGAUACAGUUAUUCCUACAUUCUUGCCAGAUUGUGGAGAUUGUACAGAUUGCAUAUCAAAGAAGAGCAACCUUUGUUCAAAACUGCCAUUCAAGGUCUCUCCUUGGAUGCCGAGAUACGAGACUAGUAGAUUUACUGACCUUAACGGAGAGGCUUUAUACCAUUUCCUCUCCGUGUCCAGCUUUAGUCAGUACACUGUGAUUGACAUCGCCCAUCUCACAAAGGUUGACCCUUCAAUCCCUCCAAACAGAGCGUGCCUCCUCAGUUGCGGAGUAUCAACUGGUGUUGGUGCUGCAUGGAGGACUGCAAAUGUGGAGGCAGGAUCAACUGUAGUCAUAUUUGGGCUGGGGUCAAUUGGCUUAGCAGUUGCAGAGGGUGCGAGACUAUGUGGUGCUACUAGAAUUAUAGGCGUUGAUACGAAUCCAAACAAGUUUGAAAUUGGAAAAAAAUUCGGAGUAACAGAGUUUGUUAGUGCUGGAGACUUGGGGAAUAAAUCUGCAAGCCAGGUGAUCAAUGAGAUGACUGGUGGAGGGGCAGACUACUGCUUCGAAUGUGUUGGCUUGGCAUCCUUGGUUCGCGAAGCAUAUUCAUGCUGCCGAAAGGGUUGGGGAAAGACAAUCGUUCUAGGAGUGGACAAACCAGGCGCACAGUUGAGCCUUAGCUCUUUUGAUGUCCUUCAUAGUGGGAAAAUUCUCACAGGAUCCUUGUUUGGAGGUCUCAAAGCUAAAUCUGAUAUUCCAGUUCUCCUAAAGCGUUAUACGGCCAAGUUGGAUGAGUUUGUCACACAUGAGAUAAAUUUCGAAGACAUUAACAAAGCAUUUGAUUUGCUCAUUGGAGGAGAGAGCCUCCGAUGUGUGAUUUGGAUGAACAAAUGAGUAAGUUAUCUUGUAUCUUCACUGUGAAAAAUCUCAUUUGAGCAUCUGCCCUUAUUUGUCAUACGUGUCUUGGGCUUGCUAUUAAAAUAAGUCAAGGCAGUCUCUGUUCUUACAUUGAUGAAGCCACAGGAUUUGAUACCGAGAAGUUUCAUAUUAUUACCAUGUUAAAAGGACUUUUUCUUAUGUGCCAA